UAUGCUUUUCCCGCAUGUCAUUAUAUUUGGCGGGAAAAGAAUUCACCUUUCUUCUUCUUCGUUUGGUCGCGUUUUCUAGCUCUGGAGUAGGGAAAUCGGUCGAAGCUUAAACCCACAAAUGUCGAAAUUACCCGAAAUCUCAUCGCUCCUCGCCGCCCUCGCAUCGAACCUUGAAAGGACUGCAGGAGAAGAAGAUCGAAAUCUCGACGAUGCCAUCCGGAAGCUCAACCUGUCGUUCAAUCUCUCCGAAACCAACCCUAGAGCUCAGGUUCUGGACACUGCACUCUCUCUCAUGUGCAUCACCGCCCCGCAGGUCUUCGAUUCCAUGAUUGAGUUCACGGUGAGAACAAUUGUUACCGUUCUGUCUUCAUCGGCUGAAGUGCAGGUUGUUGAGUGGGACAAUAAGGAGAGUUUACAGGUUUCCGGAUCGAGUUUUGGUCUGGAUUGUUUUGGAACAUUUGAAGCUUUUGCUGAUAUUUUACCAAAACUAGAGGCAUUUAGAGGAGAUCUUUCUCCUUCAUUGCUUUAUGCCGUUGUAAGAUCUGCAGCGUUUGCACCUAACUGUCAUCAUUCAGAGAAAAUCACUGAGAUGAAACCUAGGGGUGGAAGGAAUUCUGCUUUUGCAAAGGUGCUCCGCCAUUCACCAAGGGACUGCAACCUCAAAAGUGGAGAAAUUCCUCUAAGGUUGCUGUGGUGGUUGCUUGAUCCUAUGCUUCUUAAGAAUGAUAUAUGCCAAAUUUUACAAGAAACCACUAGCCGACCAUUUCUUUGCCUAGAAAAGGAAUUUUAUGAGAAGACAGAUUGGCACUCUAUUUUAAUAUGUUUGGUUCUUUCUCCUACAAUGUUUAUGCAGACAAGGGCUCUAUUACAUAAUUGGUUUCUACUGACGGGUUUGGCUUCUUUCUUAGAGCUUCACAGUGAAAUAGUCUUGAGAGUAUUAGACGUUGGUUGCAGACCAAUGUGGUGGGGAGUACCAAUGGAGAUUGCAUUGACACUUCCAUUUUCUCAUGCAUACUUUCCUUGUGAAAGCCGGCUCUUGAGAAUACUUUCUGGUCCACUGUCUUGGAAAAAAUUUUCGCAUUUAGUUUGUGAAGUUAUUAAACCAAAUUGUGCUGCCAAUCAGCUUAAUUUCACUUCCAACCAAGCUGCGAAGGCUUCAAGAGUAGAUCAUAAUUCCUGUUGGGCAAUGACAAUAAACUUUCCCAGUUGGUUCUCCUUUGCCUCUUUGCUGCUUUUCCUUGAUGGGAGUUCUAUGGAUAGAUGCUAUUUGAAAUGUGUACCUUGGUUAAACAACUCUGACCAGCCAUGUGAUGCAGAGCUGCCUUAUUCCUCUGUAGCUGCAAGGUUUAUUGCAUGGGUUUUGAACCCUAUAGGCGAUUCUUGCCAGGACCUAUUACUUGAGUGUUUGACUGGACUUUUACAUGUAAAGACCCUCAAACUCUGUGGUUUUGGUAGAGGCAUUGCAGCCACUGGUCGCAACACGAAGGAAAUUUGGAGGUCAUUAUCAGACAAAAAGGGUAACAUCAAUUUUUCCAACUUUGACUCCCAAACACUGUUGCUUUGGCUCAAAGAAGUUGAUGACAUCCAUAUAAGGUACUCCAGAAAAGUUAAUGAACAUUAUGAAUCCGCAGACCAUUCACAAGGAAUUGGCUGUCAGAAAAAUUCUCUAUAUAGGAAGAUGCCAUUGGGUAUUUUGCUUUGUUAUUCUGAUAGUAUAGGAGAGGCAGAAAGUGAACUGCUUUUGCAUUAUGCUGCAACCGGUACCUUCCACAAUCUCUUCAAACCACAAGUUGAGCAAAAACGUAUGAAGCAUAGCCUUGAAUUUGCACUGACUGACAAAUACACAAGAAAAGAAGCUGUAUCAGGAGCCAACAUUGCUUUCAAUCUAACUGAUACAAUUGAAAGUAUGUCAGCUUUGAUGUUUGAGACCGAGGAGGAUGGGCUGAAGUUUUUGAGUCAGGUGAAAGGAAAGAUUGUUAAAUAUCUGCUCAAUUGUGUCAAGAGGCUACUUCAACUUAGAGUAGUUGAUGACUAUAUGCACCUUAGUGAUCUCUAUCUUAGAAUGGUCAGGUGGAAACAUCAGGGACAGGAUAUCUGCAGCCGUUUCAAGGAUUGGGAUGAUGCCAUUGAUGCCGUGAAGUGUGCUUCCUCACCCCAAUUUUAAGGAGUUAUGCUUUGUUUAAAAGACACAGAUUUCCAGCGUUUUUGGUGGAAAUCUGUCUAGCGCUUUAGUGGAAAAUUGGAAUGAAUA
This is a messenger RNA of Cuscuta campestris, 2251 nucleotides long. The record is from the annotation of a GenBank genome assembly. NCBI's taxonomy places the organism in Eukaryota, Viridiplantae, Streptophyta, Magnoliopsida, Solanales, Convolvulaceae.